AUGGAGGCCUUGGACGCACAAAAGAUCUUGAAUGGUGGUACAAAACUCAAUUCCUUUCAGACGCGCGAGCUCUAUCAGCCUUGGACUCGCCAGUCAAAAAUUUCUAGCGAUGCCACCGAGGACGCUUUUCGAGGCAUUAGGCUUAUCCAGUUCCACACCUUCGAGUGGUCAGUAAAAUCAGUUGCCUCGCGUGCGCGUGCGAUGCGUCUUAUGGCCUGCAUGGUAAUAACCGAACAGGCGGUCAUCAAUGCAUACAGGCCAGAGCUGCUAGGGGAUCUCACAGGAGGCGCCGCUGCAAUCCGAUUUGCUCUAGAGGAAAAUACUACCCCAUAUCGCGUUGCCUUUCGUGGUGGAAAGAGGCAGAUGACGCUUACCGAUGACAAGGUCUUGAGCCCACGUCUUGUUAAUUUCACAUGGCCAGAUGGGCUUGAAAUCGACAGACAUGCACUUACCAAAAUUACGCAUAUCUUUGAUCUGGGAUUUGAGUUAGCUGCACACAAGCGUGACAUCAUGUGCCUGGGGCAGUCCCAUCAGUUACAGGCCAUCAUUAACGCUGUGCAAAAAAGUACCAUAGCCUGGGAGGAUACCACAGGAGCCGUCAGUGUACAAGAGCGUCCACCGCUUAGGCCUGAGGUGCAAUACGCGCUUGAAAAUCUGGUGAAGUCCUUGGAUGCCAAUGCAUAUGUACAGCGUCAGUCUUCCAAGUCAAAGAAGCAGACCUUCCAAAACGAAGUUCCAUCCUCUGAGUCGUUGACGGUUGCUUACUGGGGUUCUGAUGACGUGGAGGAAGCCAAUGAGAAUAACACAUUCAUCACGAAGAACAUGAAGUUUGUUAUACCUUCAUCGCAGGAAGAUGACCUACGUCUUGUCGAGGAGGCAAAGGCCCGUGAGUGCAAAUGGAAGCUACUAGUGGAUAGCGCCGAGGGUACUGGGAAGGGCAUGUUGGAGACAGGCGACUCCACAAAUAGGGUAAAUGGUGAUUCCUAUCAGACAAAGAACGAUUAUAAAGCCUGCGAUAGCCAUGUAAUUGCAGCCAAGAUAAACGGUUUAGAAGACGGCGAGAAUAGAGAGAGAGGUCCUGAUGAAGGGGAAGUGGAGGAAUGUAAUAACGGAGAAGAUGAAGAGGAAUGUAUUCCUACUUCCCUGCGAAAUCCUGCUAAACCAGACGGCCCAGCUUUUCUUGAUCUUAAGGAUGAAGAAGGAAAAAAAUCUAAUAUCAAUGGCCCGCAGAUUUUAGAAGAUCUCUGCUUGGACGCACCUCCUGAUGCUUUACCCACAGAACUGCCCAUCUUGUCCCUUCAUGGAUAUGAUGCUGGUGUCGAUGAUGAUCUAGAGCCUCAAGCCACUACCUCAGAUCAAAGCAUUUGUGUCACCUCGGAGACUAAUCGCACUCCAAACAUUUGCACAAUGGCAGGCUCUGCUAUGGUAAAGAAAACUCAAAAGCGUGGUCAUAACUCCUCGACAUCUUCUGAUGAGUCACACUAUGAAAGACCUGGCUCGAGCCAUCAUGAUAAGCACAGGAGAAAGCGUAGGCAGCUGGGUGAUCUAGGACGAUCUGGAAGCAGCACACUUAGGCAUUUUCAGGAUAAUGAUGACCUUACAAGCCAGCUUGGCUGA
Messenger RNA from Suillus fuscotomentosus, 1617 nucleotides. RefSeq lists its product as uncharacterized. The transcript has 5 exons. The record is from RefSeq and is a predicted model, not a curated record. NCBI's taxonomy places the organism in Eukaryota, Fungi, Basidiomycota, Agaricomycetes, Boletales, Suillaceae. Bases 1 to 1617 code for a protein of 538 amino acids.